AUGCCGAUUGAUCGUUAUGAUUUCUCAGGUAAUCGGCUCAUAUUGAUAGCUGUUUUAUGGUUACCUCUACUGCUUGCUCUUCACCUCUGUAUUUAUGAUUACUUCUCCAAAACGAGAAGUUCUGGUUUAAGGCCAUGUGCACAAAAUCAUUACAAUGGAAGCAGAUACACAGAGGGAAAGAUAAACUGGAUCCUUGAACAAACUUUUCGUCUUCGUGGAAUGUUUAAUUACAGCAGGCUGGAACGUUCCAUUUCAACAACAGGUGCCUACCGACUUGGUUAUGCUCAUGAGAUUCUUCGACGAAGAGCGAUGAAUUAUGUGAAUGAAAUGAAUCAUGCUUUAAGCGGUCUGUUCGACGUCAUACACAGGUUACAAGAACGUAUUCCAAAGAAUGUACACAAUGAGCGUCUUUCAUUAGUGAAAUUUCAACAGCAGAUGAAUGAAUUACUGUCCCACUUACAAGUUAACCUGAAUGAAAUGGGUCAAGUGGAUGGAUUUCUGGGAAGUAGAAUUACUGGCCUAAGUGAACUUUCUGAAUGGAUACAGAAGAAAAUCCGACAGUUUCAGAAUCCAGUGGACUGUAGAAUAGCCAAGUAUGUGACAUUCGAUUUUACAAAUUUAUGUGGAUUUGGUUGUUCUGUUCAUCAACUAACAUUCUGCUUACAAAUGGCAUUUAAAAAUGGACGUGUCUUGGUGAUGAAGAAACAUCCUCUUGGUGAUAUCUUCCGAGAAUGGCUUCAACAGAAUGUUCUGCCACUGUCUGACAAAUGCAGUCAUCAAGACUCUGAUAACAGAAAAGAUAAUAUUGCAUGUCCUAUGAGAGGGUAUGGUGCUGAGCAACAUAAGUGGAUUCCGGAACCACUUCCAAAUGAUAUAGCGAAGAAAUUGAUGCUCUAUCAUGAAGCACCAUAUGCUUGGUUUGCCGGUCAACUAGCCUCCUACAUUUUACGACCAAAAGCUAAUCUAUCCAAAAUGAUAAAUCAAACGCUAAAUACAUUUAAAAAGAAGCAUCAUCCAGUUGUUGGUGUGCAUGUGAGGCGGACUGACAAACUGAUAUGGGAAGCCAAAUUUCACGAGUUAACAGAAUACAUGGAACAUGUUGAAAAUUACUACCACUCAGUAUACAAUUCUCUCCUACUGCAGCACAACAGGGUGAAUAAUUCAAAUCGUUACGCCGACCAACACAUCACAGCAGCUACUGAAAGUGGAUAUAAUGAAAAGAUCAUUCGUAGUGUUUAUUUGUCUACAGAUGACCCCAUACUCUUUGAACAGCUUGCCAAAAACUAUUCAAAUUACAAUGUAUAUGGAAGUCGACAUAGAUCACAGACCGCUAUUACUCAAUCUCGUGGAAGUCUUGACUCCUUGAAAGAAGUAUUUAUCGACGUAAUUGCGUUGUCGCAAACAGACUUCCUAGUCUGUACAUUUUCAUCGAAUCUAUGUCGUUUGGGGUAUGAACUAAUGCAGACACGUCAUGAAGACUUAGGUGAUGCAACACAAUUAGUCAGAUCUCUUGAUUAUAUGCACCAAAUGGAAGACUAUUCAGGGAUCAAAUUCGAUGUUCUCAUACCAGAUAUCGAAACAAAAUUGAACUAUGGUGAUCUAGUUAGUCUGGGCAGAUCUCACUGGCCAGGUCAUGCAGCUAUCCACCUUCUAAUUCGCAAUGGUGUUCGGGAUAAGAAAAUAGAGAAAGGGGUUCCGACUGCCAAGAAAACCCAGUCGCAGAUUCUGCCUACAUACAAAUUUAGACCACAGAUGACGAUGAGCAAUUUUAGCUGGACAUAGUUUCGAAUUUGUUGUCAUCAUCGAAUGAAAUGUCAACUUAUGACAACUUGUGUGUUUAUGUGCAAUAAUUUUAAUUUCUAUGCAGUCUCAUAUACUGCUAUGUUCAUUACAAAACUAUUUCUCGUUAAAAGUCCGUUACUGUAUUUCUCUGUGUGAAUAAACC
This is a messenger RNA of Heterobilharzia americana, 1945 nucleotides long. NCBI's taxonomy places the organism in Eukaryota, Metazoa, Platyhelminthes, Trematoda, Strigeidida, Schistosomatidae. The record is from the annotation of a GenBank genome assembly.